Tremella mesenterica DSM 1558 is the source of this 1062-nucleotide messenger RNA. RefSeq lists its product as uncharacterized. The record is from RefSeq and is a predicted model, not a curated record. Bases 1 to 1062 code for a protein of 353 amino acids. The transcript has 3 exons. NCBI's taxonomy places the organism in Eukaryota, Fungi, Basidiomycota, Tremellomycetes, Tremellales, Tremellaceae.
AUGUCUGCUCCAUUGACGAUCUUCUGUCAGACCAUAGGUCAUUGUCUACCGUUCUUACGUCGGAGGUCUGUCACAGAUCCUGAAAGAGAACGUCUCUUCCCACCUCCCAACACCAUCCUAACACCACCUCGUCCCCGUUCUCAACUCCCAAGACUGGACAGUACCUCCGCUCUUAGUCGCGUGACAGGUGGUCGGAACGGUUCCAUCUCACCUACGAAGCCCGGGUCGGCAUACGAUUCGACCGAGGAACUACCGAGGUUGGCACAAGAGAAUAAAGAGAGGAUCGGGACUAUUUCAAGGGCGUAUGCUGGUCGAAUGCAACAUAUUCGUUAUUCUUUACCUUCAACACCAAUAACACCUUAUACACCUCAUUCAGCUUUCUCAACACGUUCUUUACAUUCAGGUCCUUCUCAUCCUUCUCAUAACUUUCCCAUCCAAACCCCUCAUUUAUCUCAUCAUCAUAAUCAUAAUCAUCAUAAUGAAUCUCAUACUGUACCCGUUUCACCCGAAACUCCUCUUAGACCCGCAGCUCCUCAUCUCGGUAGAUCAGUUUCAGAACCUGAAUUGGCUUUCGCACCACAUCAACUCCCUACUUAUGGUAGUACAUUACGUGGACGUCCUCGAAGUUCCACUACGUUGAAUGGAUUAUCACCUUUGACAUCACGUUCCGUCACUCCUUCUCAAAGAUCACAACAGGUUUUGAAUGAUGAAUCGCAGCUUACAGGAGGGAAUGUAGGGACGCAGGUUGAUGGAAGGGAUAAUGGAACGCAGAUUGACGGUGUGGAAAAUGAAUUAGGAAGGGAUUUGGAAGUUGAAGAAAGGGGUAGAAGAAGUAGAAGAAGUAUGAGUGUUAGUAUACUUCGAAAUGUUCUGAAUCAAGAUAGAUCAGGAAGUGACGAGAGGGAAAGAGAAAGAGAAAGAGAAAGAGAGAGGGAAAGGGAAAGGGAGAUAGGAGGAGAGGUAGUGAGGAUAGAAUUGGGUUUAAGUGAAUUACCUAUGGCUAGAGGAAGAGGAAGAAGGAAUUCAAGAGCUGUAAGAGGUAGAAGAGUCAUGACUACUUGA